CGUCAAGUGAGACUGCGCAAGUGUGAAUGAAGUGGCAGUUUCGGCAUUUUGUGAGGAUUCGUCUGCCGAGUAGAAUUAUUAAUUGCUGUGAGACCAUCAGAUAUUAAAGAUGCGUGUUAUAAUAUUUUCGCUAGCGAUAGCCCUCUUGGGUACCGCGCUCGGUGACGAAAUUCCUUCUGAAGACAAUGUUCUAGUAUUAUCAAAAGCCAAUUUCGACAAUGUUAUUGCUUCGAAUGACUUCGUCUUAGUAGAAUUCUAUGCACCAUGGUGCGGACACUGCAAAUCGCUCGCGCCGGAGUAUGCAAAGGCAGCUACAAAAUUAUUGGAAGAAGAAUCUCCUAUCAAGCUGGCUAAGGUCGAUGCUACCCAGGAGCAGGAUCUGGCCGAAUUCCACAAAGUCAAGGGAUACCCUACUCUAAUUUUCUUCAAGAAAGGAAACCCACUCGAAUAUUCCGGUGGACGCCAAGCUGAUGACAUUGUGGCAUGGUUGAAGAAGAAGACUGGUCCACCAGCUGUUGAAGUUGCUUCUGCAGAACAGGCUAAAGAACUGAUUGCAGCUAACAAUGUUGUUAUAUUUGGUUUCUUCCCCGACCAAGGAACUGACAAAGCCGUCACUUUCUUAAACACAGCUGGCCUAGUUGAUGACCAAAUCUUUGCCAUUGUCACCGAUGAGAAGGUCAUUGAGGAACUUGAAGCUCAAGCUGAAGAUGUUGUUCUCUACAAAAACUUCGAAGACCCAAGUGUCAAAUUCGCCGGUGAAGAGUUCACAGAAGAUGCCCUGAAAUCAUGGGCGUUCGUUCAGAGUAUGCCAACCAUUGUUGAGUUCUCCCAUGAGACUGCCUCCAAGAUCUUUGGUGGUCAGAUCAAGUACCACCUUCUGUUGUUCCUGUCCAAGGGCAGCGGUCACUUCGAGAAGUACCUGAACUCCCUGAAACCGGUCGCCAAGAACUACCGCGACAGGAUCAUGACCGUUGCCAUCGACACUGAUGAGGAUGACCACCAGAGGAUUCUGGAGUUCUUCGGCAUGAAGAAAGAUGAGGUGCCAUCGGCUCGUCUGAUCGCCCUGGAACAAGACAUGGCCAAGUACAAACCUGCCACCGACGAGCUCAGCGCUAACGCCGUAGAGGAGUUCGUGCAAUCGUUCUUCGCGGGAACCCUGAAGCAGCACCUCCUGAGCGAGGAGCUGCCCGCCGACUGGGCCGCCAAGCCCGUCAAGGUACUCGUCGCGUCCAACUUCGACGAGGUCGUGUUCAACCCCGAAAAGAAGGUCCUCGUCGAGUUCUACGCUCCAUGGUGCGGCCACUGCAAGCAGCUGGUGCCGAUCUACGACAAGCUGGGCGAGCACUUCGAGAAGGACGCCGACGUUGUCAUCGCUAAGAUCGACGCGACCGCCAACGAACUCGAGCACACCAAGAUCACUUCCUUCCCCACCAUCAAGCUCUACGGCAAGGACAACCAGGUGCGCGAAUACAACGGCGAGAGGACGUUAGCCGGCCUCACCAAGUUCGUGGAGACCGACGGAGAAGGCGCUUCGCCCGUUCCAUCGGUGAGCGAAGAGGACGAGGAGGACGAGGCGGCGCCCCGCGACGAGUUAUAAGCGGCGGCCACACCGGGCGAGCGCUGCGUAGUUAUAUUUAAAUAUACUUAUUAAAGGCCCCGACGCGCUGCACAAAAUACUUUCUUGGGCCUUCCUCGUCCCUCGUAGGAGGUGCCGAGGAACACCGUCUCCAGUGCGAAGGGACCGUUACACUAAUCUGCAUUUCCUCUGCUCGACUGUUAAUGUUUAUAUUAGGGUUGUAAUGAAUAUGUGUCAUUCGUUUUAUGUGAUCACCGAGUAACAUUACUAAGUAUAAGAAGGAAUUUUAUCUAUCUUCGCAACACUCACCAUAGUUUCCCAUGUGUUUCUAACUUGUCUGUAUGAUUAAAUUAUGAUAUUUCCAUGACAAUA
Vanessa atalanta (red admiral) is the source of this 1948-nucleotide messenger RNA. It is a transcript of the gene Pdi, whose product is annotated as protein disulfide-isomerase. The transcript is spliced from 10 exons. Lineage: Eukaryota; Metazoa; Arthropoda; Insecta; Lepidoptera; Nymphalidae. The coding region runs from base 110 to 1597 and encodes 495 amino acids. Gene Ontology annotation, biological process: response to endoplasmic reticulum stress; protein folding. The record is from RefSeq and is a predicted model, not a curated record. Gene Ontology annotation, molecular function: protein disulfide isomerase activity. Gene Ontology annotation, cellular component: endoplasmic reticulum.